AUGGCAAAGGCAGGCGGGUGGAAUGUUAUAAAACCAUUGUCUAUUUGGCAUGGAAGGAACUUGUACACGAUUGUAACACAAACCUACUUAAGCAAAGCAAAAACAAAAUUACAUAGCUCCGUUCUUUCGAUUGGAGGUUGAGAUCGGGAGGGUAUAACAAGGAAAGAGCAAAUAGUGGGAAGGGAGAUUCUGAGGUCAAUGGAAAAAAGACAACAACGCACAGGAAGAAAAAAAAGACGAAAGAAACUGGUUGCAAGUUAAUAUGGGGUUGGGCAAGGAAAGGCGGAUGCAAAAUAUGGAGAGUUUCAUUUUUGUUUUGAUCAGUUCUUUCUUGUCCUGCGGGCGGCGUCUUUUUUCCUUUAUUUUUGAUCCUCUUCGUGCUUCUUCUCGUUAUAGUCCAGAUCUAAUAAGGCUUCAUCUUCGGGUUUCGUCAUAGUGGUGGGCAGUACAGGAGACUGUUGCUUAGACUUUUGGGUCAUCUCGACAUGCCUAUGUAUCGGAUAAACAUUAAGUCAUUGCCAAGAAAAAUACGAUAUAUAUUUAUAAAAAGCCGAAUCGCCUAAAAUGAAAAAUACUCACGUAUACCAAGCUCCUCCAGCCAAUGUCAAGAGAAUACCAACACCGUUUAGCGGAGUGAUACGGAGGUUGAAAAUGACAACAGAAAGGACAAUGGUCAAGACUUGCUUUACGUUACCUGAAAACAAGUAAAAAAAAUGAAGUUGGUUCGAAUUAGUGGGAUUUUUUUUUGGGAGCUAUUUCUAUAUUUAACCCAAAACAUUU
Umbelopsis ramanniana AG is the source of this 780-nucleotide messenger RNA. RefSeq lists its product as uncharacterized. The record is from RefSeq and is a predicted model, not a curated record. The coding region runs from base 263 to 436 and encodes 57 amino acids. Lineage: Eukaryota; Fungi; Mucoromycota; Umbelopsidomycetes; Umbelopsidales; Umbelopsidaceae. The transcript has a single exon.